AUGGCGAAGCUGAGUCGUGAAUUACCUUCAUCCCUUUUCUCCUUCGUCUCUAUUUCUCCCCUUCUUCCGACAAUCAAGCUCAAACAUGUUGAUGUGGUGAGUUCUGAUGAAAAACCCUCUGGAGUUGAACUCAAGCUGUGGGAUGCCGAGUUUGUUAAGGUUGACCAAGUAACACUGUUCGAUCUCAUCCCGGUGUUGAUGCGAGAAAUUCGAAGCUACAAGUGCGGAAUUGAAGCUUCAAUGGUUGGUGAAUUGACGCGUCGAGAGAACAUUACCGUCGGAAAACUACUCAGGGUAAUUGAUGAAGUUAUCAAUGAGGCUGAAAAGAAUUUGGGUGAUGAGAAGCCUGCUGCUGAAAAUGAUGUUGCUGAAGGAAACAAGGAUAGUCCUGCUAAUGAAGCUGGAGUAAAAGAGCCUGAAGAUAAGGAGAUGGCUCUGGAGGAAUAUGAGAAGCUUUUGAAAGAAAAAAUAAAGGCUUUGCAAGCACUCAAGACUGAAGAAAGAAAGGUUGACACUGAAGAGGUUGAAACUAUGCAUGCCUUAUCCUGCAAGAAGGACAAUUUUGAAAUCUUUGCUAAAUUGGUAUGA
This is a messenger RNA of Vicia faba (fava bean), 588 nucleotides long. NCBI's taxonomy places the organism in Eukaryota, Viridiplantae, Streptophyta, Magnoliopsida, Fabales, Fabaceae. The record is from the annotation of a GenBank genome assembly.